Molecule: messenger RNA, 1017 nt
Organism: Penicillium paradoxum
Lineage: Eukaryota; Fungi; Ascomycota; Eurotiomycetes; Eurotiales; Aspergillaceae
Product: telomere length and silencing 1 family protein
Exons: 2
Coding region: 1-1017 (338 amino acids)
Biological process (GO): mRNA splicing, via spliceosome
Cellular component (GO): spliceosomal complex
Source: RefSeq, a predicted model, not a curated record
AUGGAUCCAGAAGAGAAUAUUGUCCCAACCGAGUCUCUAUUUCGCCCAGCAAAAAAGCGCAAGUUCAUGCGACGACGCCCUGACGACGAACCCGAAGAUGUCGAUGAUCAAAAUGACAAUGCAGACGCGCCACAAGCUCCGGGGCGCAAUAAUCUUCGACGUCCACGCGCAAUCCGGAAGGGUGGCAUAGGAUUCUCGACCGCAUCUCGUCUAGGAGACGAUCAGGGCCAGCAACUGGCGCUAGUAUCAGCGGCCGGGGACACCGAGGAUGAGAAGAUACGAGCGAUGAAUGAACGUUUCACGGGAUACAGUGGUCAGACAGUAGAUGUCGAUAAGCACAUGUAUGAAACCUGUCCUAUCGCUGAUCUUCCAGUUUGUGUGAUUUGGACUGACAAGAUAAGGAUGGCAUUUAUAGAAUCCGAAAUGGCUAAGCGUUACCAGCCUACAUCACAAACGGAUAGUUCAAGUUCCAACCAACCAACCCAAGAAGAAGUCCCCGCGGGGCUGUCACUACAUGGACAUCAGAAACGCGAGCCUGCAACGUUAGGCAAACUUCAUGAAAUUGACCUCGGUCAAGAAGCAACAUUGCGAAAUAUCGAGCUCACAGAAGCUGCGACUCGGAGAAUGGCCAAUAAGGGAGAUAUGUCAACGCUGGCGGGUAGUCCUGCCCCAGACACGGGUCGCUCUGUCCCAGAUGGCAAGUCGUGGCGCAGUCGUCAGCGGAGAACAGAGGCAGAUAUCGAGAGAGAUCGCCUUGUGGAGGAGGUACUACGUGAAAGUAAAUUGGAUAUCUAUGAUGAACCCGAGGAAGAAACAUACCUUAAUGACCAGCAGGCUGCUGAUGACCGGGUUGCUGAGCAAUUUCGGCGAGACUUCAUGGAUGCGAUGCAGUCUCGUCGUCGCAUUCGGCCUGCGGCAAAGCCAGCGGCCAAUGCUGAAGCGCCGCGUGGUCCGAAGCUGGGUGGUAGUCGCAGUGCGAGAGCUGCAAUGCGGGAAAUACAAUCAGGGAAAAAGUGA